ACAGUCCUUUGUAGGUGGUGGAGUUUUUUAUGCUGUGAACGUCCUUUAGCUGGCGAAGUUUUCACUUUUUGUCCUCUGUAUAUGGCUGUUUUUAUUUAGUAAAGCCAGGCUGACUCUAUCAAAAUACUAUAGUUUACUUCAGAAGAAAAUUAUAUUAUUAUUAUUGGUGUACAUUUAUGCAGCGCUUAAUCUAAUCAACACAAUUAUCCUAAAGCGCUUUACAUGUAAAACAAACUAAAACAAAGAAACUGAGGUAACUAAGAAUAGGCAAAACUAAAUGAGGUGGUUACUUCUGUUUUGUGUGACCGAUUGACAGGGGAUACCUACUCCUUCUAGGCACCUGAUCCAACCACUGGCGUUUCCAGGGGUCUGUUUUUGUCUUGUUUUCAAUUUUGUAUUCUUUAUGGGUUCUACGAGACUGGUCACUGUUCGUUAUAACUGUUUUAUUUCUGUUCGUUUUAUAAUCUAUAAUUACUCAUUCAAAAAUUUUACGACUUUGUCAUACGUGUUAUAUGUACCUUUUUAGAGUAUUUGCGUCAUAAAAAACCAAACAAAUUGAAGAAAAUAAAACACGCCAAAAAGUCUGCUGAGCAACGACUUUCGGCAUUGUUCAUCUUAAAGCGAAAUCAAUUAACCCCGUGGUUGGUGUUUUGAAAUCGAUUAUUUCCAUUGCCAUUUUGACUUGAACAAUUCAUACAGUUCUAGUACCGGAAGUGAAACGGUUCGCCACAACGACGGCCUUUCAUUGGAAUUUCUCAAAUUGGUGUUAGAAUGAGUUUUCUCAAACCAUAGAGACCCUUUAUCUAAAACUCACUGUAUUUGAAAUCAAUACAACAGUUUUGUAUCGAAGAAUACGGCGUUAGUUACGGAAAUGUUACGAUUCUGCAGUUUUCUUUACUGAAGAUUAUUGUUCAUUUUAGUUAUGAAUUUCGUGAUAUGUUUAUAGUCGGUCCCUCGUGGUAUUUGUAUUUUUGUGAUGUCAGAUAUGCUAUAAUCUAGAUUAUUUAUUUCUUGUGAGUAUGUCAUUUUUUCUGUAAUGAAAAAAUGCCAACGAAGAGUACAAUUUGGACAUAUCUAAAAUUCUUCGCAUUUUUCUGCUUAAAACCUUCUUUAAUAGUAAACAAUUAAUAAAACAGAUAAUUAUCUGAAUUUGUUACUCAUUUUUCUAUCGGUGACUGUUGAACUUGCGAGAAACGAUCUUUAAAUUCUAUAAUUAUCAGAUUAGAAACGUUUGGAAAUACACAGAUAAUACACAGAGUGCAUUUACGUUAAAUACAAAUGACUAAUUAUUUGCCCAAUCAACUUUAACAGUUCACGAUUGAAAAACUUGAAUAAACCCCCAAUCUUUUUUCACAAUAGAAAACAUUCGAUGAAUAGGUUCCUCGGCUUAGUGGAACUUAAGAGGCUGCCUUGGGGUUUUCAAAUUAAGAAUUUUAUGUAAUUUAGUUGAAAAGAUACCGGCACUCUUGAAAUGUGUAUAAUUAUGCUUGUAUGUAUAAACUGAUGUUCAAAAUUACACGAAACUUCAAACGACAGACCAGUAGGAAUAAGAAGAAUCUCCCUUCAGCAUGCUUACUCCCCUCUUUUCGUCUUUAUAUAGUGUUUUCUACAGGUCUGCACAGAGGUAAUGUAUUAUUCCUUAGGCAAAAAUGUACGAUGAAACCGUCUACGGAAUUCUGGGAACGGGUAGGAGCUAAAGUGGGUCUAUUUCAACGACGGGACCUCGACCACUGGAUCCAAUUGUUACAAAGAGAAAAAAAAAAAAAGAGAAAAAAAAGGGAAUCCCCAUGCAUUAUAUUACGAUAAACUAAAGGUCUAAGAGAGUUUAUUCUUCGAGAUUUACUUCUCUCAAUAAAAUCUAUAGAUAUUGACGAGUAUGGUAUAUUCAUUAUUCCAAAAGCAUUUUUAAAAAAAUAAAUAAAAAAGAUUUGUCUUGUUUAGCUGCAAGCGAUCCUAACGAUCAUAGAUAAUGUUUGGUUGAUUUCCACCGAGAAUUGUCGCCAAUGCUCGGGUUGUUUUUCUUGUAUAUUUUAUGAGUUGUUCGUUGCGUAUCUUCAGAUGCUAUAUGCAUUUGAACUGUCUUUCAACUUUGCUCGUUAAUGCGGUUGUAGAUUUUUAAAUGCCAUCGAUUUAAAUUUUCCCCUCGACAGGUCCUCAGUGCGUUUACUUUGCGUUAAGGAAAUAUUUGUAUGAGCAUUACUAGGCAUUACUGCAUGCAAUUUGAUCUGAUAUAAGGAACUUUUAGUGACAAUAUCAACUCCAGUGGCUUAUGGGCCUCAGUCCCGCGAUUAACAACACUGAUUCACUGGUUAGCGACACCGACAGAAUUGUUUUUUGGUAUGUCGUAAACAUUCUUAACGACAAACGUCUAUCAAGAAGGUGACUUGCUCCGUUUCUUCAACCAGGAAUAUUUUAUAUCAGAUCAGUGGUAUUGAUGUAUUGAAAAAGGAGCGAAGGUUUAUUUUUCUUUGAGGUGUUUUAAUUGGACGAUGGAUAUCUGUGAAGAAACACGCUUCCUUAAAUUCGGAGUCUUCUGACUUUUUGAAUGAUGGAUUUGUAAAUUAUAAAACCCUAAAAGAACUUUACAAAUUACUUGAGGAUAUUUCAUAGAUUCUGACAGACAAUGCCGGUAGCAACAAUACGGAAUGUAAAUUCGACCGCCAAAAAACGACCAUCUCCUCAGUAUCGUAAGUGCGAAAACAACAUGGUUUCCUCUAAAAAAUCUCGCCGCUCACCAGUAUCACGGUCGGAAAGUGGCGGAAGUAUGAAGAACAAGGAAAUUUCUAAUUCCUGUAGCGUUGCCAUAGGAACAAACAAAGAUUUCAUGGACGACGACUCACACCUGAAAGUCACAUAUACGCCCGGCAAAAAGGGCGGGAAUUUCGGACUUCCGCUCGGUGGUAAACUGAUUUUGCCGGAUGGGUUGUUUGGCAAAAAGGACACAAUUACAUGCCAAGUGGCUUCCCCUUCUCUGCGAUGGAAGUUUUACCCCACCCUUCCAUCUUACGAACAUAUUACCAGCGAAAUUUACACGCUGCAGUCAAGCAUGCAUCCGCUUAAGAAAACUGUCAUCGUACAAAUUCCUUAUUACCAAAUUGACACGGAGCAUAAUGAAAUCAACGUCAAAGGGAAAUGGAGUGACGAAAAUGAAUGGGUGGAUGUAGGGUUUUUAAAGAAGAGCGACUCCUCUGUUGAGUUGGAGGUGGACAGAUUAGGAAUAUUCAUCGUGACCUUUACUCCCAAAAAAGAACUUUUUGAUGUCACGCCACAGGGGUGCCUAUACAACGCACAUAUAAGUCGCUACAUCAGUGUGCGUUUUCCAAAGAAAGCACACGACAAACCAUUCCAGUGUGCAAUUCAGAUAUCUCCUAUUCCCACCGAUAAACUUCUACUUGCAAAGGAGCUAAGUCCAGGAGAAACAGCGGACCUCGUGCUGGCCACGGAGUUCAUAGACCUCAUUCCCAGCACCCCUUGCGUCUUCAAACGCGCUGUGUCGGUAAAGCUCCCUCUACCGACUGGAGUUGAAGUCGAGGAUGACAACAACGAUGAUAUAGCAGUACUGGCGAAAACGGAAACUGGUUGGGAAUUGGUGGAAUCAAAGUACAAAUUCACAAGGACGACUGUGACAUUUGAUACAAAAUCUCUCACAAAGUUUUGCGUCAUGCAGUCAAAACCAGACAGGAAAAAGCGACUGCCUCCCGCUGCACAAGUUUUAGAGAGUAGAAGCAACAGGGAAAAGGGUGAAAUUGUGGCCUUUUUAAAUCUUCAGGAAAAAUUGUGGUUUCUGAUUUUGGAAUGCAUGCCAUUAAGCAAGUUAGAGAGUCGUGCAAAGGAAAUGAGCGAGAAGGGUUUCAAAUACGUUGUGAAGGACAUCGUGAAGAGGGAAGAAACUACAAAUGUCUUUAGACAUCGAUCACAGAAAUUUCAGCAACCAGCAAAACAGUUGCAAGUCUCACCGACCUGUGAAAUUAACGAUGGAAUGAAAUGGGACUUUUCGGUGGUGGAUGACAUAAAAGUGAGCACAGAAAGUAACUAUAUGGAAAACAGAGAACUACACUAUUUCCGGUAUUUACCGGAAAGCUACCGACAGUUUGUUAUAGAACCGAAAACAAACGAAGAACGCGCAAUCAGUGGUGCAAUAAACCUCGACCCUGUUGGGAUUGAGGAUAACAAUCUCAGAGACAAUUGUACAUGUUCCAUUCAGAUUAAUAUUGAUGAAGAAACCGUCAAAGCUUAUUUCAAACCGGAAUUCGUACCGGAAGAGCCUGAGCCUAAGAAGGAGAAGGUCAAUUUCGACAUCUUGAAUACUCCAGUGUUCAAGGAAGAGAAACCGGAAGUUCCUGUGAUUCAGAAAUUCAAACCUCUCCCACCCAGCGUCAUGGAGAGACUGAUGAAAACUAGUCGAAAACCGAUUAUAAUUGAAAGAGAAUCGAAAGUUCUUUCGGGAAAGAGUCUGCGCAAUCUAUCUAAACUGGUUCCCGAGGGCCUGACCUUAGCAGUUCACCUUGACCUUCCAGACAGCACCAUUACCGGGCUCGGUUUCGAUGCCAUUUCCAACGGCUUGAGUAUGUCUGACGUCACAUACAAAAUACUUCUAUACUGGAAGCGGAUGUGCAAAGAUAAAAAAGACGGGGCCGUCAACUCUUUAACAAACGCACUGAGAGACAUGGGCCGGGAUGAGAUCGCAGAAAUUGUGUUCGAACGCCAUCGCGAUAACAAAGAACUGACACCGGAUGCAUUCUCUCCCUUGUUUACUCGGUACCAGUAAGAGAAUGCAUCAAGUUUGACUGAAAGAGCAAUAUUUAUUCUGAACAGUUUCAGACAUUAAAGUACCACACUGUAUUAUGAUAUAUCUAACAAAAUACUAGGCCCUCGUGCCCAUAUGCGUAAUUUAAAUGGUAUUUGCAUUUUCUUUUCAGCUGUGAUAAUAUUUUGUUAGUGGCCCGCCCAUUGUAGUUCAUUUACAUGUUUUGUAUUCUGUGAUUAUUUUUGUAGCAAACAUAUUUUGCAUGCAGCAUAUUACAAAUUUGAAAUAUAUAUAUGUUAUUAAAAGCUUAUUUCUU
Messenger RNA from Ostrea edulis (European flat oyster), 5063 nucleotides. RefSeq lists its product as uncharacterized. Gene Ontology annotation, biological process: signal transduction. Gene Ontology annotation, molecular function: protein binding. Bases 2624 to 4768 code for a protein of 714 amino acids. The record is from RefSeq and is a predicted model, not a curated record. The transcript is spliced from 8 exons. Lineage: Eukaryota; Metazoa; Mollusca; Bivalvia; Ostreida; Ostreidae.